This is a messenger RNA of Spinacia oleracea (spinach), 3893 nucleotides long. RefSeq names its product transportin MOS14. Gene Ontology annotation, biological process: protein import into nucleus. Bases 254 to 3301 code for a protein of 1015 amino acids. The record is from RefSeq and is a predicted model, not a curated record. The transcript has 24 exons. Lineage: Eukaryota; Viridiplantae; Streptophyta; Magnoliopsida; Caryophyllales; Amaranthaceae. Gene Ontology annotation, cellular component: cytoplasm.
CAAGAUCCGUGCACCCAAAUUGUGUAGCAUUUUCGCUCUCCAGAUUGUGCUUCUUCUGACAUUUCAUUUUCUCUCCCCUCACUCACGGCUCACCCCUCUUCCUUACAGUUUAGGACCCAAUAAAAACCGUCAGAUCAACCGCACAGAAUUACAGGCGUCGUCUUCUCCGCCCAUCAUUAUAAAAAUCCCAUUUCAAUUUUUAUUUUGAAUUUGCGCAGCAAAAUUUGAAUUGAAGAAACCCCCUUUAAAGAAAAUGGAGGAACUACAAAUCCAGGUUGCGCAAGCAGUUAAUGUGUUGAACCAUGAUUCACAAUCUUGCAAUAGAGUUGCAGCAAAUCAAUGGCUGAUUCAGUUUCAACAAUCUGAAGCUGCUUGGGAGGUUGCCACUUCUCUCCUCACUUCCUCCUCACAUCCCCCGCCUCUUUUCUCCGAAUUCGAAGUCGAAUUCUUUGCUGCCCAGAUUCUUAAACGCAAGAUACACAAUGAGGGUUACUACUUACAGUCAGUAGCAAAGGAUGCACUUUUGAAUGCUCUUUUGGUGGCUGCUAGAAGAUUUAGUUCAGGACCCCCACAGCUAUUAACGCAGAUAUGUUUGGCGCUCUCUGCACUUGUACUGCGAGCAGCAGAGUAUAGGCAACCUAUUGAACAACUUUUUUAUAGUCUUCAAAGUUUUCAAACACAGGAAAACGGCAACAUUGCUGUUAUAGAGAUGCUAACUGUUUUGCCGGAAGAAGUAGUUGAGGAUCAAAGUACUGAUAGUAGCAUAAAUUUUGCACAGCGGUCUCAGUAUACAAGAGAGCUUCUAUCACAUACUUCUAUGGUUCUUGAGUUCCUGAGGCAGCAAUCAGAGAAAAGGUUCGAAGAUAACAACCAGAUGCAUGAAAGGAAUAGGAAGAUAUUGCGGUGCUUACUCAGCUGGGUUCGAGCUGGGUGCUUCUCGGAGAUUCCUUCUGGCUCAUUGCCUUCUCAUCCUCUUCUGAAUUAUGUGUUCAACUCCUUGCAGGUUUCAUCUUCUUUUGAUCUAGCGGUUGAAGUACUUGUUGAGCUUGUUAGUCGCCAUGAGGAGCUACCUCAGGUUUUAUUAUGUAGAGUUCAGUUUUUAAAGGAUGUUCUACUUCUUCCAGCUCUUGGCAGUGGAGAUGAAAAAAUUGUCAGUGGAAUUGCAUGCUUGCUGUCAGAAAUUGGUCAGGCUGCACCAUCUCUGAUUGUAGAAGCAAGUUCCGAAGCUCUGAUCUUAGCAGAUGCACUUUUGAGGUGUGUGGUAUUUUCUAGUGAAGAUUGGGAUAUAGCAGAUUCAACAUUGCAAUUCUGGGGAAGCCUUGCUAGCUAUAUACUAGCUCUCAAUGCGGAUGAGAGGAAAAGAAGAGCACAUAUUGAAAAAAUGUUUUUCCCUGUGUUCUCAGCCUUACUUGAUGCUCUACUGCUGCGCACUCAGGUUGAUGAAUCUACUUAUGACGGAGAUGGAGGAAACAAUGAGCUGCCUGAUGGUCUUGCAAAUUUCCGAAUGAGCUUGGCUGAACUUCUGAUGGAAAUUUGUCACUUUUUAGGACCUUCGACGUACAUUCAAAAGGUUUUCCUGGGUGGAUGGAUGUCAGGAAACAUGCCUAUUCCUUGGAGCGAGAUAGAAGCCAAAAUGUUUGCACUUAAUGCGGUUGCUGAAGUGGUCAUACAGGAGAGUGUAAAGUUCGACUUUUCUAUUGUUUUGCAUUUGGUGACAAUUCUAUCCAGCAGGACAUCUAAUGAACCUAAAGGAUUCAUGUGUAUUGUGUACAGAUCACUUGCUGAUGUUAUUGGAUCCUAUUCUAAGUGGAUAUCUACUCUUCAACCAAAUGCUAGACCUCUGCUAUUGUUUCUUGCUGCUGGGAUCUCACAGCCUCUGUCUGCUAGUCCAUGCGCAUCUGCCCUGCGUAAAAUAUGUGAAGAUGCAUCUGCAAUAAUGUUUGAGCCCUCGAAUUUGGAGAUUUUAAUCUGGAUUGGAGAGGGUCUGGAAAAGCAGCAUUUACCACUAGAAGAUGAAGAAGAAGUUGUUGGUGCAAUCGCUCUAGUUGUUGGCUUUCUUCCUAGUAAUGAGCUGAAGAACAACUUGUUGUCUAGAUUACUAUCUUCUUGCUAUGAUGUCAUUCAGAAACUUGUUAAUGAUGAGAAGCAUGGAUUGAGGCAGAACCCAGCUGCUUAUACACAAGUCUUGAAUUCUGCUUCCAGGGGAUUGCACAGGAUAGGAACUGUUCUUAGUCAACUGGCUGCACCCCUGUGUGCUGGAUCUACUGCAGAUGAUCCACUUCUCGUGAUGUUAAGCAUAUUUUGGCCGAUGAUAGAGAAACUUUUUAAAUCAGAAUACAUGGAAAAUAGCAGCUUAUCAGCAGCUGCUUGCCGGGCUCUUUCCCAAGCUAUUCAUUCAUCAGGUCAACAUUUCACAGCGCUCUUGCCCACAGUUUUAGACUGCUUAUCUACGAACUUCAUCUCUUUUCAGAGUCAUGAAUGUUACAUCAAAACAGCUUCCAUUGUGGUUGAAGAAUUUGGUCAUACGGAGGAAUAUGGGCCUUUAUUUAUCUGCACAUUUGAGAGAUUCACCAAUGCAGAAUCAGUGACAGCUCUUAAUUCGUCUUACAUAUGUGAUCAAGAGCCCGAUUUGGUUGAAGCCUUUGUUGGUUUCACAUCCAGUUUUGUUCGUGUAUCUUCCAAGAAGGUAUUGGCAGCAUCUGGUUCCCUACUAGAAGCUUCCUUACAAAAGGCAGCAAUAUGCUGCACAGCCAUGCAUCGUGGUGCUGCUCUUGCUGCUAUGUCGUACAUGUCCUGUUUAUUGGAAGCUGCUUUAAUCUCGCUGUUAGAAUCGGUGACAAAUAUGUCGGAAGAAGCCUUCACUUGUGUAGCUAUUCAAGUCAUAUCGAAUAGUGGUGAAGGACUCGUCUCCAAUGUGUUGUACGCUCUGCUUGGAACCUCUGCAAUGUCGAGGGUUCACAAAUCUGCAACCAUUUUGCAACAAUUAGCUGCAGUUUGUUGUUUGAGUGAGAGAACAUCUUUGUCAACAGUCCUUUGUUGGGAAACCCUUCAUGGAUGGCUUCAUUCAGCGGUUCAUGGGAUGCCUGUUGAGUACUUGAAGCAAGGUGAAGCGGAAACUUUGGUCCCAAGUUGGCUCAAGGCCCUAGCAGCUGCAGCCUCUGAUUAUCUUGAAAGUAAAACAUGCAAGGGAAUAAAGAUGGAUUAUGAGCAUGGCCAUAUGCAAGGUAAAGGUGGAAGGGUACUGAAACGUUUGGUACGUGAAUUUGCUGAUAGUCAUCGUAAUCUACCAAAUUUUACUUGAGAUGGCUGUUAGUGAUCUUGCCAAACUACACUUGGAUCUGUCAAUCGUGCAUUUGCUGAUAGUCAUCGUAAUCCUGAUAACGGAGAUACUAGUGCUUGAGAAUUUAUCUGCACAUAGCACCUCGAAAUUCUUCAAAGCAAAAUGAAGCAGUGAUCCAUUUAUAUCUUUUAAAUCCCAACCUUUGUACAGACAUUUAGACGUUCUUUGGGGGAUUCAAACAGCCAAAUUUUGAUCCUAUAUAAUUCAACAUCAGUUUUCCUCUUUUUACCUCAUGUAAUUUUGGGUCUUAGGUAACGAUGCGUACAUCAAAUCACCCCGAGCCCCUACCCUUGGAGCUUUGUGAGGUGGGUUGUGAGAUUGUGUAAACUCAGUGGAAGUGUUCUUCACAAAUGAAGCACUGCAAUGAGUGCAUUUUUUUCAGAAGUUCUGAGGAGCGUCCAUAUGGAGAAUUGGUGUAUAAAUAGAAUGGUUGAAAUUGUUACUCUCUUCUUUUGUGAAAUCAUUCUUAUUGUAAUAAGCGACACUGCGACAAGCUGAACUUCGCAAUGGUUUCGAUUUAGUUUAGCUGAUUAAUACAUAUCCAUUUUCCUAA